UAGACGAGAGCAGGGGAGGGGACGGACCUACACUAAACAUGGAAGGGGGAAGAGAAAGUCAAGUAGUAUGUUAAAUGUCAAAACAACUGCUUUUUUUAAAAAAAAGGAAAUACUCUUCAAGGGGUUUACUGGCUGGUGAUCGCCGUUGAUCGGGACAGGAUCUGCCUUUGCUGUGAGGACGACAUCUCUCUCUCUCUCUCUCCACAGCUUCUACACUUGUCAUUGUUAUAGCAUCUGAAGCAUCCAGCUACAGCAGAACCACAAGUACCGCAACCAAGCGGCAGCCUGGUCUCGUCAAUAUUUAAUAGCUCCUUAAUGGCCACUAAUGUUUCAUUCUGAUUUAUGAUUGAAGCCAUUUCCACCUUAUAUCAGAUAUACGUCAGUGCCACUGCAGUGCUUUUUGUACAAGCUGUUGAUGCAAUAGGUCACAGUUGCCUCAUUAAUUAUUGACACAUCCUAACAUCUUAUUGUAGUUCCACGCAUAUAAAAAUAUCCAGCAGAGACCGACAGUCGACCCCUCACUGUUAACCCCACAAGCUCAGGAUGGUGGAGGAGCGCAUUUACGCCACAGGCAUGGCCGCCAGGCUCAGGAGCCAGUGGGAUCGUGACGAAGGUCUGGGACAGAACCACAAGGCGGUGAAGUUUCUGGGUCAGGAUUUUGAGUCUAUGAGAGCCCAGAGCCUCCGGAGUGGGAGGCUGUUUGAGGAUAACCUGUUCCCGUGCGCUGCGUCAUCUCUGGGAUUCGAUGAGCUCGGACCAAGAUCCUCCAAGACCCACGGAGUCCGCUGGAUGAGGCCCACGGAGUUCUGCAAGAGGCCCGAGUUCAUUGUAGACGGAGCGACUCGGACGGACAUCUGUCAGGGAGCUCUGGGGGACUGCUGGCUGCUGGCUGCCAUCGCCUCGCUGACCUUAAACGACACCAUCCUCCACAGAGUGGUUCCUCACGGUCAGGGCUUCCAGCAGGGAUAUGCCGGCAUCUUUCACUUCCAGUUCUGGCAGUUUGGCGAGUGGCUGGACGUGGUGAUCGACGACCGGCUGCCAGUGAAGGAUGGGAAGCUGCUGUUCGUCCACUCGGCAGAGGGCACCGAGUUCUGGAGCGCGCUGCUGGAAAAGGCCUACGCCAAAUUGAACGGCUGUUAUGAGGCUCUGUCAGGCGGCAGCACGUCAGAAGGCUUUGAGGACUUCACCGGCGGCGUGACGGAGAUGUACGAGCUGAGAAAAGCCCCCUCUGACCUCUACAGCAUCAUCAGGAGGGCCAUAGACCGAGGAUCGCUGCUGGGCUGCUCCAUUGACAUCACCAGCACGCGAGACAUGGAGGCCGUCACGUUCAAGAAACUGGUGAAGGGACACGCCUACUCUCUGACCGCUGUGGACGAGGUGGUGUACAGAGGAAACAUGACCAAGCUGGUCCGCAUCAGGAACCCGUGGGGGGAAGUGGAAUGGACCGGAGCCUGGAGCGACAACUCCAGAGAGUGGGACAGUGUGGACCGCUCCGUCAGAGGUCGGCUACAAAACCGCAGCGAGGACGGUGAAUUCUGGAUGUCGUUCAGCGACUUCCUGCGCGAGUUCAGUCGCCUGGAGAUCUGUAACCUGACAGCCGACGCCCUGCAGAACAACCAGCUGAAGAAAUGGAGCUCCUCGCUCUACCAGGGAGAAUGGAGGAGAGGCAGCACUGCCGGAGGCUGCAGGAACUACCCAGCAACCUUUUGGCUCAACCCUCAGUUCAAGCUCGUGCUGCAGCACCCGGACACUCCCGGACAAGCAGACUGCAGCUUCCUGGUUGCCCUCAUGCAAAAGGACCGCAGGAAGAAACGGCGAGAAGGCAAAGACAUGGAGACCAUCGGGUUCGCCGUCUACGAGGUUCCAAAUGAGUAUAUGGGCAGGUCGGGGGUCCACCUGAAGCGGGACUUUUUCCUCACCCACGCCUCCAGCGCUCGCUCCGAGCUCUUCAUCAACCUGAGGGAGGUCAGCUCGCGGUUGCGGCUCCCGGCAGGGGAGUACGUCAUCGUCCCCUCCACUUUCGAUCCGCACAAAGAGGCCGACUUCGUCCUCAGGGUUUUCUCUGAGAAGCCUGCAGACUCCGAGGAGCUUGAUGACGACGUUGCGGCGGAGCUGCCAACAGAGACGGAGCUACAUGAGAGCCAGAUCGACGCAGCCUUCAAGAAUCUCUUCAGACAACUGGCGGGGCCGGACAUGGAGAUCAGUGUCACAGAGCUGCAAACCAUAAUGAACAGGAUCAUCAGCAAGCAUAAAGACCUGAAGACAGACGGAUUCACAAAGGAAGCUUGCCGCAGCAUGAUAAACCUCAUGGACACGGACGGCAGUGGGAAGCUGGGCCUGACAGAGUUCCAUGUACUCUGGGAAAAGAUUAAACGAUACCUGACCAUAUUCAGACAGUUUGACUUGGACAAAUCGGGCACCAUGAGCUCCUACGAGAUGAGGAUGGCUCUUGAAUCUGCAGGUUUCAAGCUGACCAACCACCUGUUCCAGCUGAUCAUCCUGCGCUACACGGAGGACGACAUGGCAGUCGACUUCGACAACUUCGUCACCUGCCUGGUCAGACUGGAGACCAUGUUCAAAACCUUUAAGACCUUGGACACAGACGCAGACGGUCACAUAUCCCUCACCUUCUUCCAGUGGAUUACCCUGACCAUGUUUGCCUAGAGAUGAGUGGACUCCUUUGUAACUCUUGCACUGCAUCCUGCUGCAGCUCCAGGCCCCAGUAUCUGUUGUUUCAGAAGUGCCUUUUCUCCACCAGUUCUUCCUCUCCUCCACGCUGCUCGCCGCUGACGCCCUCUGAGGCUGAAGACUGUAAAUUCAUCUUUACUGUGCCUGUAUUAUUGGAAACAUGUGCCAAUCCUUGAUUUGUCACCUGUUUGGCCAGCGGUAGGAAGCUCUAUUCCUCUAGCCUGGCAGUCAAGUCUGCAGCACACUGAGCUGCUAUGGAGGCCAUUUUUAGCAAUACAAACAUUUAUUGAAAGCAAACCUACUCCAGGGGCAGAAAUAAUGUUAUUGAUUUAAUAUCAGUGAGUGGAGACAAAAAAGUUUUUAUGGUAAAAUAACUUUUACUAGAUGUAGCAAUAUGUAGUUAGCUUGGCUUAGAAAUGCGCAAGCUAGCCAUACAUCUUUCCAUAAGUUCCUGUCUUAACCUAGCUGUCAUUUAUGUUUAUGCUAGCUAAUCUAGCUUUUACCUAGCUUGCUUUUAGAGAACCAGCCUGAUUUAUAAGAAAGUAAAUAAAUAAAUCAUGUAGUCAAAUAAAAAAAUAAAAAAAUAAAUGAAUGAACACUACAUUUAUAAACAUAAAAUUCACAAAGAAAUUGAGACAAACAUUCUGCAUUAUUUAUUUCAAUAUAAUAAUUAUUCAUUUAUCAAUUAAUUCUAUUUUUUUUUUUUUUAAGUCAGGUUUGGUUCUCCAAGCAGCUAUGGUAGCUAGUUUAGCUAAACUAACAUAAACUAAGCUAACCUCAUGAAAUGCUUUGUUUCCAUCUUGUGCUACACAUGUGGCCAAUUAGCUAACUAGCACUGGAAAACUGUGCUCAACCAAUAACAAUAUUUUUGCCUCAAAACCAAAACUAAGAAACUGUAUGGGAGUUAAUGGGUGUAAUUGUGCUUUUAUCUGGAAUGAUUACUCUUUAGUGAUCACUCUUAAUCAUAAAUGUAUACACAAGGGAUUCUUCUACAAUCUCUACACUAAUCUGCUAAUUGAAUUUACUACUUAUAUUUUUUUUUAUUAAAUCAGUGAUAAAAACAUGUUGUCAGGCCAUUGAGACUUCAUGUACUUUGGGACAAACUACAAUCUGCACAAUGGUCCUCUCAAAGUUUUCUUUUCUUUUUUAAUGGGAGAUGUUUGAAGUUGGGUCUGCUGUCAGUUAUCACAAUCUCAGUGCCAGUUGUGGUGGAUGUGGAGAGCUGCAGAGUGUGCCAGCUUGCUCUUAAGCCUUUUCUAUUCAACACCCAACAUUUAGCGCAAAUGAAUGUGCAUAAUAUGUAUCUCUACUCGGCCUUUGUAGCAACGCUGCUGGCCUGGCGCUUUCUGUUUACAUCUUGUGCCAAACUUUGCUUUUCCCUGAGCAUCAAGGGUCCACUCAUGAAGCUCCACUGGGCCUUGCAGUGCGGAGACAAUGGUGGCGUGCUGUAUCAUAGAGAAUGUGUUGAGUCUAAUACUAAUCCUGUUUAUCUUUAAGACAUAUCUGCUUAUCAUUAUGCAUGGCACUUUUUACAGACUGUUUUGCAAAAUUUAAAAAAAAAAAAAAAUCUUUUAACUUUUAUAUCAUGACUGGAACUGAUGUAGUAGUGUUUAUAAAAGGGAUGUGUCAGCCUUGUUUAAACUUGCCUUUCAAAGGGAACAAGAACACGUCAGUACUUAAGGUGAAGGUAAACAAUUAUGCAAGAAGGAUGGGUAUGUUGUGUGCAUGCAGUGUGAAAUGUGCUGUCUGCCUGCUUGAUUUCUGUUCAACCUUGGGAGCAAAAUGUUUUAUUUGAGGAGUCGUAUUACAAAAUAAUUUGCCACUUUAAGUAUGGAGGAUGCACAUGUAAAGUGUCAUAAUGUUAUCAAGCAGAGUUGACCUGCAAGUGUUUUUAAAUAACAAAACUGUCUGUUCUGCCAAUUAUUUUACCAAUUUUUAACUUUUUGUAUUUUGAAACAAUAUUUUUCAUGUCAUCGAAAAGUGACUGUCAAACUCUUAAAUUUGUAAAAUGCCAGCAAUAUUGUCCUUUGGUUUUCGCAGCGUAAUGCUUAUGCAACAUUACCUAAUGUUUACAGUGGUAACCCUCUCUUUCCCUUUGGGCCCGUUCAUCAUGCAAUACAUUGGUUUACUGUGUAGUUUUCUCUGUUAAACUUCAAUACACACUUUGAAAAAAUAAACAUGAGGAGCUUUUCA
Messenger RNA from Seriola dumerili (greater amberjack), 4881 nucleotides. RefSeq names its product calpain-1 catalytic subunit-like (gene capn1). The transcript has 22 exons. Gene Ontology annotation, biological process: proteolysis. The record is from RefSeq and is a predicted model, not a curated record. Bases 544 to 2664 code for a protein of 706 amino acids. NCBI's taxonomy places the organism in Eukaryota, Metazoa, Chordata, Actinopteri, Carangiformes, Carangidae. Gene Ontology annotation, molecular function: calcium ion binding; calcium-dependent cysteine-type endopeptidase activity. Gene Ontology annotation, cellular component: cytoplasm.